AUGAGCGAAGAUAAAGCUAAAUUAGGGACCACAAGGUCUGCCACGGAAUAUCGUUUAUCCAUUGGUAGCGCUCCGACUUCAAGAAGGUCGUCUAUGGGUGAAUCCUCAUCCCUGAUGAAAUUUGCUGAUCAAGAGGGAUUAACGAGUUCCGUUGGCGAAUAUAACGAGAAUACCAUACAACAGCUUCUGUUGCCUAAAAUAAGAGAACUGAGCGAUUCAAUCAUUACUUUAGAUUCCAAUUUCACGCGCUUAAAUUUUAUCCACGAGAGUUUAGCUGAUCUUAAUGAAUCCCUAGGUUCGUUGUUGUACGGUAUUAUGAGCAAUUCAUGGUGCGUAGAAUUCUCACAGGCGCCUCAUGAUAUUCAAGACGAUUUGAUCGCUAUUAAACAAUUGAAAUCGUUGGAAGAUGAGAAAAAUAACUUAGUAAUGGAACUCUCCAAUAUGGAACGCGGGAUUAAAAGAAAAAAAGACGAACAAGGUGAAAAUGAUUUGGCCAAGGCAUCUCAGAACAAACAGUUUAACCAGCCGCUAUUUCCCUCCUCACAAGUAAGAAAAUACAGGUCAUAUGACAACAGAGACAAGAGGAAGCCCUCCAAGAUAGGCAACAACUUACAAGUAGAGAAUGAGGAGGACUAUGAAGACGAUACUAGUAGUGAAGCUUCUUUUGUUCUAAAUCCAACAAAUAUCGGUAUGUCCAAAUCAUCUCAAGGUCACGUGACUAAAACCACGCGUUUGAAUAAUAAUACCAACAGUAAACUGAGAAGAAAGUCCAUCUUACAUACAAUCAGAAAUAGCAUUGCUUCCGGCGCUGAUUUACCCAUCGAAAACGACAAUGUUGUUAAUUUGGGAGAUCUGCAUCCAAAUAAUCGAAUAUCACUCGGAAGUGGUGCUGCAAGAGUGGUCAAUGGGCCCGUUACGAAGAACAGAAAUUCAAUGUUCUCAGGACGUGCUGAAAGGAAACCCACAGAAAGCAGACAUUCUGUUGCAAAGAAAACUGAAAAAAAAAUAAAUACAAGGCCCCCCUUCAGAUGA
This is a messenger RNA of Saccharomyces cerevisiae S288C, 1032 nucleotides long. RefSeq names its product Dam1p (gene DAM1). Gene Ontology annotation, biological process: attachment of spindle microtubules to kinetochore. The record is from RefSeq and is marked reviewed. Lineage: Eukaryota; Fungi; Ascomycota; Saccharomycetes; Saccharomycetales; Saccharomycetaceae. Gene Ontology annotation, cellular component: DASH complex; mitotic spindle; spindle. The coding region runs from base 1 to 1032 and encodes 343 amino acids. The transcript has a single exon.